AUGGCGCGGUCGUCUUCUCCUCACGUCAACAAGGCUUCGCCCACCGAGCAGCGCCGCCUGCUCCGCGCUCGCCGUUCUUCAAAGCGCGUCACCGCUUUGAGCCCGGAGGCGCUCCUUGAUGCCUCACUCUCUGGCGCCGAGCACCCUGUGCCGGUGUUGCAGCACGAUGACGCCGGUGUCAUCGCUGCCGCCAUGGCUCCAAAGCAAGAUGCUACUCUCUCAGAUGAGACCUUGGUGGUCCAUGCAGGGGAGAAGAUGGGGAAGAACGGCCUCAAGGACACUGACUCGAUCGCAACGCCGAUUGUGAGCGGCACGACGCACUGGUUCAAGAGCUCGCACGACCUCAUCGCGUUCAAGGAAGGCCGGGGCCACAGCUUUGAGUACGGCCGCUACGGCAACCCCACUGUGAAGGUCCUGGAGGACAAGAUCAGCACGCUGGAGAGGGCCGAGUCGACGCUUGUCAUGUCCUCGGGCAUGAACGCCAUCGUCGCUACGCUGCUCGCGCUCGUGCCACCCGGCGCCGGCCACGUGGUGACCACGACCGAGUGCUACAGCGAGGCGCGCGCCUUCAUCCGCGACAAGCUCUCCAAGAUGGGCAUCAAGGUGACAUUCGUCGAGCUGAAUGACAUGGAGACACUCAAGGCUGUUCUUGACCAGGGCGACGUGACACUCUUCUACACUGACUGUCCGACGAACCCCCACCUCAAGUGCAUCGACAUUAAGCUCGUCGCGGAGCUGUGUCACCGCAAAGGGGCUCUGGUGUGCAUCGAUAGCACCCUCGCCUCGCCCAUCAAUCAGAAGCCACUCACCGUCGGGGCCGAUAUCGUCGUGCACUCUGCCACAAAGUACAUUGCCGGCCAUCACGACGUCAUUGCAGGAUGCAUCAGCGGCUCGGAUGCGCUCAUCUCUAGGAUACGUGCGAGGCAUCACAACCUCAGCGGCGCCAUUAGUCCGGUAUGUAGUAUAUAUUAA
This is a messenger RNA of Triticum turgidum subsp. durum (durum wheat), 972 nucleotides long. The record is from the annotation of a GenBank genome assembly. NCBI's taxonomy places the organism in Eukaryota, Viridiplantae, Streptophyta, Magnoliopsida, Poales, Poaceae.